UCUCCGCCGCCCGGAACCCGGCCGGGCCGGCCGCCAUCAUGCUGAGCCGGCUAGGGGCGCUGCUGCAGGAGGCCGUGGGGGCGCGGGAGCCCAGCAUUGACCUGCUCCAGGCCUUCGUGGAACACUGGAAGGGUAUUACACACUACUACAUCGAGAGCACAGAUGAAAACACCCCGGCCAAGAAGACAGACAUUCCCUGGCGGCUGAAGCAGAUGCUGGACAUCCUGGUGUACGAGGAGCAGCAGCAGUCAGCUGCUGGUGAGGCGGGGCCCUGUCUGGAGUACCUGCUGCAGCACAAGAUCCUGGAGACCCUGUGCACGCUGGGCAAGGCUGAGUACCCCCCAGGCAUGCGGCAGCAGGUGUUCCAGUUCUUCAGCAAAGUCCUGGCUCAGGUGCAGCACCCGCUGCUGCACUACCUUAGCGUCCACAGGCCCGUGCAGAAACUUCUACGGCUUGGUGGGGCAGUCCCUGGGUCCCUCACAGAAAAGGAAGAGGUGCAGUUCACCAGUGUCCUCUGCUCCAAGAUCCAGCAGGACCCAGAGCUGCUCACCUACAUCCUGGAGGGUAAAAAGAUUAUAGGGAAGAAGAAGUCAUCCAGAGAGUCCACGGCCCUGUCUAAAGAUACAGCCAGCCACAGGGAUAAGGACUGUUGUCAGAACUGUGCUCCGGACAGGGCCCCCCAACUGGAUGGGGAGUGCAGUGGGGCCCAGGCCUUGGACAGCCACCUGCCUGCACCUGUGGAGACUGAGGGGCCAGAUGGGCCUGGGGAGAGCAACCUGAUCACAACCCUGCUCGGGCUGUGCAAGAGCAAGAAGGGUCGGGUGGCCCUAAAGGCCCAGGAGAACCUGCUGCUUCUGGUAGGCGUGGCCUCCCCAGCAGCUGCUACCUACCUGGCACAGAGCAGCGCCUGUUGUGCCGAGAUCUCGGAACAUCUGUGCCAGCUGUACCGGUCCCUGCCUGCCUUCCUCGACCCUGCAGACAUCGCUGCUUUAGAGGGCAUCAGCUGGAGGUUACCCAGUGCCCCAUCCGAUGAGGCAUCCUUCCCUGGUAAGGAGGCCCUGGCUGCCUUCCUGGGCUGGUUUGAUUACUGUGACCACCUUAUCACCGAGGCACACACGGUGGUAGCUGAUGUCUUGGCAAAGGCUGUGGCUGAGAGGCUGUUUGUGGAUGCCCUGCAACCCCAGCUUUUGCACGUGUCUGAGCAGAGCAUCCUGACCUCCACUGCCCUGCUGACAGCCAUGCUGCGCCAGCUCCGCUCCCCUAUACUGCUGCAGGAAGCCGUGACCUUCCUUCUGGGCUCCCACCGGCAGCCUGCAGCCACUGAGGACAGUCCACGCACGCUGUGCGACCACCUCAUCGGGCACUGUGACCACCUCUCCGACGAGAUCAGCAUCGCCACAUUGCGGCUGUUCGAGGAGCUGCUGCAGAAGCCCCACGAGGGGGUCAUCUACAGCCUGGUUUUGUGCAACCUGGAGGGCCGCCUGUAUGUGGCCCGGAGCUCACCGGAGCCCGAGAACUAUGAGGACACUGUAGAUCUGGAGGAAGACCCUUACUUCACAGAUGGCUUUGAUUCUGGCCUACAGCCCUCUGUAAAGCCUCGCCAGGCUCCUGCCACUUUGGAUGGCAAAACAGCAGUGACAGAGAUCGUCAACAGCUUCCUCUGCCUGGUCCCUGAAGAAGCCAAGACCUCAGCCUUCCUGGAGGAGACUGGGUACGACACUUAUGUGCAUGAUGCCUACGGACUGUUCCAGGAGUGUAGCUCCCGUGUUGCUCUCUGGGGCUGGCCGCAGACUCCCACACCCUUGGAUCCCCAUGAGCCAGAACGGCCUUUCUUUGAGGGCCACUUCCUUGGAGUGCUGUUCAAUCGCAUCGCCCGGAUUUUGGAUCAGCCCUACAGCCUAAACCUGCAAGUGACCUCAGUGUUAUCCCGGCUCGCCCUCUUCCCCCACCCCCAUAUCCAUGAGUACCUUCUGGAUCCCUACAUCAACCUGGCCCCUGGCUGCAGGAGCCUGUUCUCUGUGCUGGUCAGGGUGAUCGGGGACCUGAUGCAGAGGAUUCAGAGGAUACCGCAGUUCCCAGGCAAGCUGCUUCUAGUACGCAAGCAGCUGAUGGGCCAGGUCCCCGGGGAGCAGCUGGACCACCAGACUCUCCUUCAGGGCGUGGUAGUUCUUGAGGAGUUCUGCAAGGAGCUGGCUGCCAUCGCCUUCGUCAAGUUUCCCCCACAUGGUCCUCAGCUGAACUUCUCCCCGCCCCUGGAAGGGCAAGUCUGAGACUCCCGUCCUUGUCUCUGCCCAGGAGCCGCCUCCUGCUGGGCCCUGCCACCUCUGCAGCGCCCGUCUUGGGGCUUCAGCUCCCAGGCUGACUUGGGAUCUCAACCUGUUUACCAGGCAGGCCUAGGUUCCAGGGAGUGGACUUCAGAGGUGCCAGGAGGAAUAGAGACAACUUUCCUGGCAGCAUGGUGUCUUCAGGGCCUUCCUGGAGGAGCUGGGUGAUAGCUGGUUUGCACCUGGACUCUGCCCUUGUGUGUUGUCUUGACUGUUCACUCCAUACUGGCCAUGUGUGGUCAGGGCCACAACUGGUAACAACUCCAGGGGGUCUUGUGGAGACAGCUGCUGGCUCUAAGGCCAGCCAGGAAUCCAGGCCAGAGAGCCAGGGGUCAGGAGCCCUGACUGUCACAUUCAGUACCAUGGAAGCUGCUACAACUUGACAGGCUUUUUGCUGCCUGCAUGGUUGCCUUCUGGAGAAGGGACUGUGAAAGGGACUGUAGGGAAGCCCCUUUUUCUUGCUCUGCCCUCCCAGUGGCUGUUGCAAAAUUCUCAACUGCCUCAUGGCAAAUGCCCAAAGCAUGCUCCGCGCCCAGGCGGGGGCAGCUGCUAAUGAGGACCUCAGUGCAGCUGCAGCCAGGGCGGGUGAGGGCCUUGGAGCCGCGAAGCUGGGCGCCUGCUUACAGCCCUAGCUGGUUCCUCACUGGCGCCUUCUGAACCCGUCUCGGCAGGUCCGCAACACCUGGGCAGAGAGGUCAGUGACCAAGGGAGCCAGGCCUCGUCCUCCAGAUCCCGCUCAGUGCCCAGUAUUCCUGAUGGAUGGCCCCCACUGGGGGCACAGGAGCUUCAGGUACAGAUGAAGCAGGAUGCCCGAUCCUAGACCCCCUGAGGCCUGGUGGCAAGGACCUGGGCACAGGCAGCCAGUUCUCCUUGCAUGCCCUCUGUGGCUGGGGCUGCCUCCCCACCCGGCCUGAAUCUGUCUCAACCUGCAGGAGCACUUGGGCGGCGCCAGGCAUUACCUCACAGUGGGACUGCAGUUGCUGGCGCGGCUCCUGGGCAAGGAGGAGCAGGCCAGAGCCCCUUUCGCUUCCUUUUCCUGCCCAUGCCUCUUCUAGAAGCUGGGCAUGGGUUUGCCAAGAGGUGACAUGAAAGAAGGGGAAACUCAGUGACCUCUACCUCCUGCAUUCCUCUCAGCGGGGGAGGACCCAGCUGCUGCUCCAAAGAACACUGUGCAUGCCUGUGAAUGCAUAUGGGUGCCAGUGUGGGACAAGGGGCAAGUCUAGUGGGGAAACUGGGGCUGGACUUUUGGGUCUUCAGAUGUUGGAGGGUUUAGGAGGCAUGGACCCUCGCCUCUAAUCAGUGCACUUUGGCAUUUGCACAGUGUCUUACCCAGACAGCACAGCAAUAAAGUGUGAGUGCGUGGACA
Octodon degus (degu) is the source of this 3690-nucleotide messenger RNA. It is a transcript of the gene Fhip2b, whose product is annotated as family with sequence similarity 160 member B2. Bases 39 to 2270 code for a protein of 743 amino acids. The record is from RefSeq and is a predicted model, not a curated record. NCBI's taxonomy places the organism in Eukaryota, Metazoa, Chordata, Mammalia, Rodentia, Octodontidae. The transcript is spliced from 17 exons.